Molecule: messenger RNA, 1491 nt
Organism: Megalops cyprinoides (Indo-Pacific tarpon)
Lineage: Eukaryota; Metazoa; Chordata; Actinopteri; Elopiformes; Megalopidae
Product: angiopoietin-2-like
Exons: 10
Coding region: 1-1491 (496 amino acids)
Biological process (GO): Tie signaling pathway
Molecular function (GO): receptor tyrosine kinase binding
Source: RefSeq, a predicted model, not a curated record
AUGGGGUGGAGACUGGUGAUUGGCUACCUGGCCUGGGCAGUGGUGGUGGCCGUGAUUGGCUCAGAGAGGAGGACCUAUCAGGUGCAGCAGGGCUCCUGCAGCUAUACCUUCCUCCUACCAGAGGUGGGGAGCUGCGGUCCAGCGGGCGACUUCCAGGUGACUAACUCGCUCCAGAGGGACUCACCUGUGCGCCCAGAUGGCACAGAGCCCAGUGAGCCCACCUGGCAGAAGCAGAGACUGGAGAACCUGGAGACUGUGAUGGAAAAUAACACCCAGUGGCUGCAGAAGCUAGAAAGCUACAUCCAGGAGAAUGUACGGUCUGAGAUGGAGGAGAUGCAGCGUAGCGCUGUGCACACGCACACCGCCGCCAUGCUGGAGAUUGGGACCAACCUCCUGAGCCAAUCAGCUGAGCAGACCCGCAAACUGACAGACAUGGAGACUCAAGUUCUGAACCAAACCUCCAGACUGGAGGUGCAGUUGCUGGAGUUCUCGCUCUCCACCAGCAACCUGGAGAAACAGAUCCUACUGCAGACUCAAGAGAUCCAACGACUCAACGACAAGAGCCGUGUCCUGGAGCAGCAGGUCAUUGCCAUGGAGAGCAGGCACGCACAGGAGCUGCAGGUCCUGCAGCAGGAGAAACUGCAGCUAGAGCAGCUGCUGGAGAGACAGAGCCGUUUGGUCACCCACCUCGAGGGAGAGCUGGGCAGUGCCACCCGCAACAGCACCCAGCUGCAGCGCCAGCAGGGGGCACUAACAGAGACUGUGCAGCAACUCCUGGCCAUGGUCACCCACUGCAACGGGGCCAAGAUCUCCAGCCGGUCCAAGGAAGAGCCAGUGAGCUUCAGGGACUGUUCCGAAAUCUUCAAAUCUGGGAUCACGGAGAGCGGCGUCUACAACGUGCGCCUCCCCAACUCCACACACAUCGUCAAGGUGUUCUGUGAUAUGAAGACCAGGGGUGGAGGCUGGACGGUGCUGCAGCAUCGAGAGGACGGAUCUGUGGACUUCCACCGCAGCUGGAGGGACUACAAAACCGGUUUCGGGGAGCCCUCUGGGGAGUACUGGGCGGGGAAUGACUUCAUCCACCAGCUGACCACAAGCCAGGACUACACCCUGCAGGUCCUCCUGAGAGAUGCAGAGGGGAAUGAGGCUCACUCAAUUUACGAACACUUUCACAUUGACGGAGAGGACAAGAACUACAGCCUGCAUGUGCGAGGUUUCAGCGGCACCGCAGGCCGGACCAGCAGCUUGACCCACCCAGGAACGCCGUUCAGCACUAAGGACCGAGACAACGACCGCUGCAGCUGCAAGUGCUCCCAGAUGGCCUCAGGAGGUUGGUGGUUUGAGGCCUGUGGACCUUCCAAUCUGAACGGAGUAUACUAUGCCGGCACCUCCAAUGUGGUCCGGUACAACGGGAUCAAAUGGUAUUACUGGAAAGGGCCCAGCAUGACGGCUACCAUGACUACCAUGAUGGUGCGGCCCGUGGACUUUUGA